Messenger RNA from Heterostelium album PN500, 915 nucleotides. Its product is annotated as septum site-determining protein MinC. Gene Ontology annotation, biological process: regulation of cell septum assembly; cell morphogenesis; regulation of cell division. NCBI's taxonomy places the organism in Eukaryota, Evosea, Eumycetozoa, Acytosteliales, Acytosteliaceae. The transcript has 2 exons. Bases 1 to 915 code for a protein of 304 amino acids. The record is from RefSeq and is a predicted model, not a curated record.
AUGAUUAGAUAUUUAAAUAGAUGUAUUAUACAAUGUAAUCAUAAUAAUUUAAGAUUCUUUAGUAGUAAACAAAACGAUGCAACUCUUAAAUCUAAAUCAUAUUUGAUACCAACUUUAAAAAUCAAUAAUAGUAUAUCAUUUAAUGAUUCAAUGAAUCAAUUGAUACAAAAGAUAGAAUUGGCACCAAUGUUUUAUAAAGAUGCACCGAUCGUUGUAGAUGUCUCAGAUCACACUGAAUUGGACAAUUUCAAAUUCGAUGAACUAAUGAAUGUCUGUGUUGGUAAUGGAUUGGUACCAAUCGGUGUAUCUUGUAAUAAUCCAUCCGAUAGAGUUCAAGAUAUUCUAAAACGAUAUCGAUUGCCCAUUAUGUAUGGUACAAAUACAAGAUCAUCUAGUAAAUCUUCUGCAGCAUCAACAACAGCAACAACAGCAACAACUACAACAACAGCUACUGCCUCUACAACUACAUCAUCUUCAACCGCUAACAAUGUAUCAAAUUACUCUUCAACCGCUAUGAAUCAUCAAAUGCCUGCAGCAUCAACAGCAUCAACAACAAUUAAAUCAAAACCAGCACCAUUAGUUAUUUCAACAUCAUUGAGAUCGGGACAACAGAUCUACGCAGAGAAUACCGAUCUAAUCAUUAUGGGUAAUGUACAUAGCGGUGCAGAAGCAGUGUCCGAUGGUAAUAUUUUCAUUUUCGGUACAUUGAAAGGACGUGCACUUGCAGGACUCUCUGGCGACAAGUCAGCCAAGAUCAUCACAAACAAAUUCGAAGCAGAGCUAGUCUCUAUAGGACCUGCUUACCACGCCUGCGAAACACUUCCACGUACAGUCAACCCAAACAUCCCAACAACAGUUACACUUCAAGAUGAUAAAUUAUUAUUUACAUCAAUAGAUCCAAAUAAUAAUAAAUAA